CUUGAGAUCGAGUAGACACUUCACUUUCUCUCUAUUUUGAACAUCCACAAAAAUGGCGUUGGUAAAGGGAAAAUUGAAACCGGGACCUAAUCAAAGGAUUGACGAUGGCCAUAACUCCAGAAACGUGGCAGCCAAUGCUUUCAAAAUUUACACAGAGAUUGGGAAUGUCAAAGUUGAUGCAGAUAGCUUGAAAUCAAUGGAACAUGGCAAAGGAGCUUUGCUAACUACUGCAAGUAAUCUCAAGGGUAGUUUGAAGAAUAAUGUAAAGAGCAAAGACAAACUUGAAACUUCUGCUAAUACAGAUGUUCGAAGAAAAGUGUUGGCUGAUGUGAGUAAUAUCAAAGGAAAUAUUUCUAGGAGUGUAGUGUGUGAUAGCUCCAAAGCAAUGGCUACAGAGGGCCGAGCUGCUGGACCUGUGAAUGCCACAUCAAGAAAAUCUUUCACGGGAAAAGGGAAAAACUGCCUAAAUCAAGAAGGUAGCAAAGGUGGGAAAGCCUCUUUGGAUGGCCGAGGUACUCAAACCAAGAAUUCAGCCCUUGGAUCCUUUAUUGUUAGCAGCAGCAGGGCUAGGGCUACAGGAAACUCAAUUAUUCCAAUGAGGAAGUCAUUACCAGUGUUAAGGAGAUCAAACCAAGUGGAUAAAAAGGACUCAAAGGAAAAUGCUGGAAGCUUAGAAAAAGCUAAAGAAACACAAAGGGCCACAGAUGAUAGUAAAGUUAGCAAGAAGGUUUUACCAAGAGUAAGUAAUGCAAGGAGCCAUCUUUGUAGGACUCGAGCAAGUGAUGGAUUCAUACGUGUGGCCCCUAGAAUGCAAACCCAUGCAGUUGUUCGUCCUUUGUCAAGAAGAUCUGUUCAGCCAAUAGUGAAGACUGCACUCAGGGCAUCCAUUGCUCCAGGUGCCUUGAAGUCUAAGAGCUCAUCAAGUUUGAAAAAACCUGUAUCUGUUCAAGCAACCUUAUACAAGGAAAAAGAGGAAGCUGUUAAAUCUUCUCAUGUGGACAAUGUUGUGCCAGUGGUUCCAAAUGGAGCCAAUCAAACAGAUAUUUCAUCUGAUGCCAACAACAACAAAAAUGACAAUUUGACCAGGAGAAAAUCAAAUCGUAGGAGAUCUUAUACAUCUUUGUUAAUGGCUAGAUCAAAGCUACUAGAAAAACAUGGUGAAGUUAUGGAAGAAAACCAACCAAAGAUCGACAAUGCCAGCAAUCAACUUGAAGUUGCUGAAUAUGUUGAUGAGAUUUAUCAGUAUUAUUGGAAUAUGGAGGCACAGAAUCCACCCCCGGGAGAUUAUAUGUCAAUUCAGACAGAUAUUACACCUCAUAUGAGGGGCAUCCUGAUCAACUGGCUAAUUGAGGUACACUUCAAAUUUGACCUGAUGCAAGAAACACUUUAUCUCAUGGUCACUUUGUUAGACCAAUAUCUCUCUCAAGUCCAAAUUAAGAGGAAUGAAAUGCAAUUGGUUGGCCUCACUGCUUUUCUCCUGGCAUCAAAAUAUGAGGAUUUUUGGCAUCCUAGGAUCAAAGAAUUAAUAAGCAUAUCAGCUGAGACAUACACAGGGGACCAGAUGCUUGGCAUGGAGAAGCUGAUUCUUAAAAAGUUGAGGUUUCGUCUUAAUUCACCUACUCCAUAUGUCUUCAUGUUAAGGUUUCUCAAGGCUGCUCAGUCAGACACAAAGCUUGAACAUCUAGCAUUCUUCCUCAUCGAGUUAUGCUUAGUUGAAUAUGAAGCUUUGAAGUUCAAGUCAUCCUUGCUUUGUGCAUCAGCUAUCUAUGUUGCUCGGUGUACCCUGCAAAUAACCCCAGCUUGGACCCCCUUGCUUCGCAGACAUGCUCGUUAUGACGUCUCAGAAAUGAGGGAGUGUGCAGAGAUGAUUUUAAGAUUCCAAAGGGCUGCCAGUUCAGGACAGUUAAAGGUCACAUAUGAAAAGUACACAAGUCCUGAUCUCAGUGGUGUUGCUGCAAUUACACCCUUACACCAACUUCCUCUCUGAUUUGACAAUUUAGAUCCACUUUUCAUCCGUUAAUAUAGAUGCCAUAGUAUAUGAUGGAUGAGAAUUCUACCAGGAAAUGGUCCUUGUGAAAGUACUCUCUUCUUGCUGUGUCCUUUUUCAUUUUAACCAUUGCAAUUGUGAGGGAGGGGGUGUUGAACUCACUCUUGGCUGGGGGAUGGUGCACUUUUCCAACCGCCCCAAGAGGCCAAGUCAUAACUGGUUAUGUCUUUGAUUCAUUUGUUAUGUAAAAAUGAUAUUAACACAGUACCUACAAUUACAAUCUUUUGUUGUAUAAGCUGAGAUUACUACCUACAGAAAAGUGUUGUGCAGGAUUUUUCUUUUUUUUUUUCUCUCUCUGUCAAAAGCUUGUAUUUUCCCAAGUUGUAUAAUUUAUU
Molecule: messenger RNA, 2382 nt
Organism: Rubroshorea leprosula
Lineage: Eukaryota; Viridiplantae; Streptophyta; Magnoliopsida; Malvales; Dipterocarpaceae
Source: the annotation of a GenBank genome assembly